This is a messenger RNA of Malassezia restricta, 264 nucleotides long. RefSeq names its product large subunit ribosomal protein L36. NCBI's taxonomy places the organism in Eukaryota, Fungi, Basidiomycota, Malasseziomycetes, Malasseziales, Malasseziaceae. Gene Ontology annotation, biological process: translation; ribosome biogenesis. Bases 1 to 264 code for a protein of 87 amino acids. Gene Ontology annotation, cellular component: ribosome; mitochondrial large ribosomal subunit. Gene Ontology annotation, molecular function: structural constituent of ribosome. The record is from RefSeq and is a predicted model, not a curated record. The transcript is spliced from 2 exons.
AUGUUGCUGCGUGCGAGCGUGCCGAUCAUUCGGCAAGCAGUAGCUUCGGCGCGUGUCCCGUCUUUGAGUAUGAUGCGGCCUAUACAGGCACAGAUGAUCCAGCGGGCCAUGAUGCCGCAGCCUAUUGUCCCCCCUCUGGCUCGUGGCAUGAAAGUCCGUUCGUCUGUGAAGCGCAUGUGUAAUCACUGUGCCAUUGUGCGUCGUAAGGGGCGGCUAUAUGUGAUAUGCAGCAAGAAUGCAAAGCACAAACAGCGUCAAGGAUAA